Messenger RNA from Myripristis murdjan (pinecone soldierfish), 984 nucleotides. RefSeq lists its product as uncharacterized. The record is from RefSeq and is a predicted model, not a curated record. Gene Ontology annotation, cellular component: plasma membrane. Gene Ontology annotation, molecular function: transmembrane signaling receptor activity. NCBI's taxonomy places the organism in Eukaryota, Metazoa, Chordata, Actinopteri, Holocentriformes, Holocentridae. The coding region runs from base 24 to 914 and encodes 296 amino acids. The transcript has 5 exons.
UUAAACAAGGACCUUUGAAUUGUAUGAGCAGCAUGGAGGUCAUUUUCCUAAUCUUUGUUUUACAUCUGGGAGGGUUAUGUUGCAUUGAGGCUAAUCCUCUUACAGUAACAGGAGUGGUAGGAGAGCAGGUCACUUUCACAUGCUCUCACUCCUUUGCAUCUUCUAAUACAAAAUACUUCUGCAAGGAAACAUGUGAGCAUGAAGAUGUCCUGAUAAGAAGUGAAACGAAGCCUGCCUUUUCAAAGGGCAGAUACAGGAUUUGGGACGGAGGAAACACAUUCAACGUGACCAUUACUGACCUCAAAGUGACCGACACGGGGAUGUACAGGUGUGCGAUAGACAGACUUGGCUUGGAUACAUACACUGCAGUCCGUCUCAUAGUCACACACGGACACAAAAGGAAUCCUGAAGAUAAAAUAAUACAGUCUAGUUCACCUGAAGCAGAGAUUACAAAUACCUCAUCCUCUAAUAAGCUGGUGUACACUGGUGCAAGUCUUGGUGUAGCUGUGUUGGCGCUGGCAUUCGUCCUUCUGGUAUUCAUCAGAAAACGAAACAGGCGAAACACCACUGCAUUUUCUGUGAAGAACCAGAAGACUGUCUAUGCCAUGUCCAAUCAGCACCGAGACGUACACUGUGACAUCACCACCUAUGAUAAUCUACCAGCAGGAAGCAGGAGCAACACUUCAUCCGCUGUUCAACACCAAGUUACAAGCAGAGACGCAGACAAUAUUUACUCCAACGUGGCCGAAUCUACCCCAGACAGCCUCGUCUACUCCACUGUGACCUUUAACACAGAAACAGAUCACGGCUCUCUUAUGCCACGCAAGGAAUCAGUCAUGUACGCUACCAUUACCUACAAUGACUCGAGAGGAAGUGAUGAUGAAACCAAGGCUUAUGAUUCUCACUCCGUUUGAUGACACAACUGUUCCCUCAACAUCAUCUCUCAUUUCCACUUGACUGACACCAUAACUAUCAGCAAAGUAA